Molecule: messenger RNA, 969 nt
Organism: Iphiclides podalirius (scarce swallowtail)
Lineage: Eukaryota; Metazoa; Arthropoda; Insecta; Lepidoptera; Papilionidae
Source: the annotation of a GenBank genome assembly
AUGUCGCUGCGGUCGAAGGCCCUGGCGUUAGUGGAGGUGCUUUUGCGGGUGCCACCGCUGUUCGUGGUAGAUGAAUUCCUAAAAAUCAGUUUGGGGCUGCCGGUGUCGAACGGCGAGGAGGUGUCGGUGCUGAGCAACGUGACGAUCGAUCACGUAGACAUAAACGAGGCAGAUGCUAACUAUUACGAUGCGAACUUCUACAAUGCGUUCUUCUUGACUUUCUUCGUAUUCGUCAUCUGCUGCUUAGGAUGCAUGUCCUCGCUCUGCGUGUUUGUGCUGUACACCAAGCACCUGAUCAUCGUGUACUUAUACCUCAUCUCCCUCGGUAUAGUCUUCGUCUCCUACUGGACCAAUGUCUCCGCGAUCAAGCAGAUCCAAGCGCUGACGCAGGCCGCCUCCGCCACCCACCCCUACACCAGCAUCCUCGAAGACAUUCUGAACCUCAACCUAAAGAGCCUCCUCGACCUGGACGGCCCCGGGAUCUUAGUGAUACAGAACUUCGUCAUCCAGUUCGGGCUCGCGUUCCUCUUCAAGAAUGUCCACCUCGGGCCGCGUAACCAGUUCAUACAGAAGCUGCUGCCGCUCAGUUUCAUGGCGCCUUCUUUCCUCGCGAUGCUGCCCGUUGCGCCGAACCUCCUCCACCACUCGCCCGUCUUCGCCUCCCUCCUGCCGCUCAUCCUCGUCAAGUUCGUCAUCUGGACAUCCGCCUACACGAUCGUGCACGUGAUCUACACUGGCUACCAGCACGGGCGGCUGUUCGUCAGCAACUACGGCCUCUCCGCCUUGGUCGAGACGGAAUGGAUGCGCCUGAACGUACCCUGCGUGCUCAGAGUGUUCUGGGUGCUGCGCGUGGCCGAGCACGCUAUCGCUCUCCUCAUGGACAGCUACGACGACGACACGGACGAGGUGUUGAAGGUGUCAACCCUUCUAGCCGUCCAUCGCUCGCCUCCAUGGCCAAGUCGCUGCUGG